Molecule: messenger RNA, 432 nt
Organism: Impatiens glandulifera
Lineage: Eukaryota; Viridiplantae; Streptophyta; Magnoliopsida; Ericales; Balsaminaceae
Exons: 1
Coding region: 1-432 (143 amino acids)
Source: RefSeq, a predicted model, not a curated record
AUGAAGGAGUUCGAGAUGAGUGAUCUUGGGCUACUCUUGUAUUAUAUGGGUAUCGAGGUGGACCGGAAGAUAGAUAGCAUCGAGGUGAAACAUGAAACUUAUGUGAAGAAGGUGUUGAAACAGUUUGCAAUGGAGGAUUGUAACUCGAGUAAGUAUCCAAUGGAAGCGAAGUUGCAGCUCAAAAAGGAUGUGGAAGGAAGCAUAGUGGAUCUGAAGGAGUAUAGGCGUAUUAUCGAGUGUCUCAGGCACUUGACGCACACUCGACCCGAUAUCUCCUAUAUAGUUGGCAUAGUGAGUCGAUACAUGGAGAAACCUACCACUUUACACCAACAGACAAUAAAACACAUUCUUCGUUACAUGAAGGGAACGACGAGUUAUGGGAUUCAGUUAAGAAGAGGACGAGAAGUUGAAGAACGCGUUGGUUUUUACUGA